This is a messenger RNA of Exophiala spinifera, 1443 nucleotides long. RefSeq lists its product as uncharacterized. NCBI's taxonomy places the organism in Eukaryota, Fungi, Ascomycota, Eurotiomycetes, Chaetothyriales, Herpotrichiellaceae. The coding region runs from base 1 to 1443 and encodes 480 amino acids. The transcript is spliced from 2 exons. The record is from RefSeq and is a predicted model, not a curated record.
AUGGAGAUCCAUUCGGUUCUCCCUGAGGAACGGGUGAGAGACCCCAAGGGCGACACACUACCCUGGGGCUAUCGAUAUCCAGACUCCGCACGAAACGUCCGGCAGCCUGAAGAAAGUGGCCCAUUCGGUCGAAACCGCAGUCUCAGAACGACGGGAUCACGCACACCGCGCGCACGCACGGGCACCACGCCGGUGCGACAAAAGGAGAAUACCGCGGUUGCAGAGUUCGGGAGGCUAUUUGCACGAGAGCAAGCGAAAGAAGAGGAGCGAACAAAGACAACCGCGGGAGGCACAGGCACAGGCACAACAGGCAGUACGGUCGACACAACGCGGAUAGGCGAGCCGGAGGCUGUGCCCACGGAAUGCCUCCUCUACGGCUACGCUGGCAAACGCUCGGAAUGGAAGGUGCUGAGCAAGUUCGAAUCAGUCGUGUCGCCGGGGUACAUUGUCGAAGACUACCCGCGCGAAGACACGACGCUGUUUCUCUCGUCCAACUCCCCCAUGGGCCGCCUGGGGAGUCCGUCUGUGGUUGCGCGCCGCGAAAACCUGUCCAGAGAAGCCAUUCGCAAGAGCAGGAUCUACAGCGGCGGGGCACACUGGAUCAAAGUCACGUUUGACAGCUACCAGGCCGCCGAGAGGGCGUGCUUUUACUCCCCGCUAGAGAUCGACGGGUAUAUGGUGCACUGCGAGAUGUGGCAGGGCAAAGGACCGGGUGCGGACGUAGCCCUGCCGAGAGGUCCUGCAGGUCAAGAGCAUGUCGGGGCUGGACUGCUCGCGACGGGCGAAGGCGCAGGUCUCAAUCAAGGAGGCAGAGCACGCACAUUCAGCGCCGCAACGGGCAGGGAUUCGGCACUAGCAGGGUUCGAGCGCGCCAUGCAGACGUUACCGCGAGGCCACACGGUGCAGGAUACGCAGUACGGCCAGCCCGAGGACGAAUCAGCAUCUUCAACGACAGCGAGCUCGGCAACAGCCACCGCGGUCGACCAUCACGACCACCAACUCGAGCCUCUCCUUUCCCCAACGAUAGGCUCGAGUAGUACGAGCAGCCUGCGUUCGCGCUCCGUGCCCAAUCUCGCCAGCCAGGACAUCACAAGCCACCAGCCCGGUCGGUCCGAGUACAUGACGCACAUUAAGGUGAAGAAGGCGGUGCUGCGGCCCAUCUCCGAGGCCCUCCCGCCGCAGCCAUCGUUUGCAGAGCGCGCCAUCAGAGGUAUACCUGUCGUAGGCUCGCUCGUGGGGGGCGGCGCAGGAGGAGGGGGGGGCGUAGCGGCAAACAACAAGCAGGUCGGGUUGCAUCCGACAGCCGGGACGCUCCUGGGAGUCGAGGGUCCGUUGAUCAGAGAAGACGGUUCUUGGGAUCCAGCUAAUGGCUGGUACUGGUCGUUUUGGCGACGGAUAGACGAUUGCUUCGGCACGGACAUGUGUGGGAUCAAGGACGACUGA